CUCUCUUCCUCGCCACAAAUCCAUAUUUCUUAUCUUCACAAAAACAAACUCCAUUCUUUACUCCCCAAAUAUUCCAUCUUUUUUUUCAAUUCCGCCACCUCAACAAUGGCCGCCGCCAACGCCUUCAAUCCCGUCCACCACCACUCCCUCCGCCGCCGCCACCACGACUGCCCACCCAUCGCCGCCGCCACCUCACUCUCACUCAAACCCUCCUCCACCGCCUCCCGCCGCGCCCUCUUCACCCACUCCUCCUCCUCCUUCUCCGCCGCCGCGCCAUCCACCUCCGCAGCGGCGGAGGCCUCCGCCUCCGACGUCGUCUCCUUCGACCUCCUCCGGCAGCAUUUGUCGUCGGAAAACUUCCGGCAGGCGGACGAGGAGACCCGCCGCCUCCUGAUCGCCCUCGCCGGCGACGCCGCCCAGAAGCGCGGCUACGUGUUCUUCUCGGAAGUCCAGUUCAUCCCCGCUGGCGACCUCCGCGCCGUCGACGACCUCUGGCGCGACCACAGCGGCGGCCGGUACGGAUACUCCGUCCAGAAGCGGAUCUGGGAGAAAUCGAAGAGAGAUUUCACGAAAUUCUUCAUAAAAGUCGGGUGGAUGAAGAAGCUUGAGGGGUCGGAGGUGGAGCAGUACAAUUACCGGUCAUUUCCGGCGGAGUUCGUGUGGGAGGCGUCGCCGCCGGCGCCGGAGGGUCAUCUGCCGCUGACGAACGCCCUGAGAGGGACGCAGCUGCUGAGCAGCAUUCUGAGCCAUCCGGCGUUCGAGGAAGAGGAAGAAGAUGAAGUAGGGGAAGAAGCCAUGGCCAUUGGAGAAGACGACAAUGGUGAGAAAGCUGCUGUCGUUGGUCCCAAAGGCUUUAAGCCAAACUACACAUUCUGAGGUCGUCACUGUUACUUACAAACUCGACUGAACAAAUAUUUUACUAUUUCCUUGUGCUUUUUGUUUUUUCUUGAUUUGUUUUGGGUUUUGGAUAUAAAAAAAAUGAAAUUAUAUGAACGAGUAGAGCGGUUAACUAGUCGAGCCGAAUUUUAAGUGUGUGUUCGGUUAUUAUUAAUGUUAGCAAACAAGACUCGUAAUUAUUAAUUAAGCUUUUGAGCUCGGCUCGUUAAAGAUUUUUAUUGUUUGAGCU
Messenger RNA from Andrographis paniculata, 1126 nucleotides. Its product is annotated as tetrapyrrole-binding protein, chloroplastic. Gene Ontology annotation, cellular component: chloroplast. Lineage: Eukaryota; Viridiplantae; Streptophyta; Magnoliopsida; Lamiales; Acanthaceae. The coding region runs from base 106 to 876 and encodes 256 amino acids. The transcript has a single exon. Gene Ontology annotation, molecular function: tetrapyrrole binding. The record is from RefSeq and is a predicted model, not a curated record. Gene Ontology annotation, biological process: chloroplast-nucleus signaling pathway.